This is a messenger RNA of Physeter macrocephalus (sperm whale), 19655 nucleotides long. RefSeq names its product zinc finger and BTB domain-containing protein 16-like. The record is from RefSeq and is a predicted model, not a curated record. Gene Ontology annotation, molecular function: RNA polymerase II cis-regulatory region sequence-specific DNA binding; DNA-binding transcription repressor activity, RNA polymerase II-specific. NCBI's taxonomy places the organism in Eukaryota, Metazoa, Chordata, Mammalia, Artiodactyla, Physeteridae. Bases 1 to 513 code for a protein of 170 amino acids. Gene Ontology annotation, biological process: regulation of transcription by RNA polymerase II. The transcript has 3 exons. Gene Ontology annotation, cellular component: nucleoplasm.
AUGUCAGUUAGCAGUCUGGCAGCCUCAUCCUCCCGGUGCACUGAGCCUGCCCUACUGUCCCCUAAAGAGGGGGCCGGGGGAGGCGGGGGCCUGAUCCAGCCCCUUGUCCCCACAGGUGACCACCCAUAUGAGUGUGAGUUCUGUGGCAGCUGCUUCCGGGAUGAGAGCACGCUCAAGAGCCACAAGCGCAUCCACACGGGCGAGAAACCCUACGAGUGCAAUGGCUGCGGCAAGAAGUUCAGCCUCAAGCACCAGCUGGAGACACACUAUCGAGUGCAUACAGGUGAGAAGCCCUUUGAGUGUAAGCUGUGCCACCAGCGUUCCCGGGACUACUCGGCCAUGAUCAAGCACCUGCGAACGCACAACGGCGCCUCGCCCUACCAGUGCACCAUCUGCACGGAGUACUGCCCCAGCCUGUCCUCCAUGCAGAAGCACAUGAAGGGCCACAAGCCCGAGGAGAUCCCGCCCGACUGGAGGAUAGAGAAGACUUACCUCUACCUGUGCUACGUGUGAGGCGCCUGCGGCGGGGGCAGCGGGGGGGCAAGAGGAGCAGAGAUGGAGCGGGAUACAGUCCAGGAGGACCGUGCAAGAAAACACAACAAAAAACAAACAAGCAAAAAACAACAAAGAAAAAAGAGAGAGCGAGGGAAAAGGAAACCUGGGAGCUGUCGGGCUCUGGGUUCUUUCUGGGGCUCCAGGUGACCUGGAUGCCUGGCUGAGCCCCUCCCCUCGGGCCUCCAUCCCUCCUUUCCUGGCUGGAGCUUGGCCUGCUCUUCUUGGAUGGGGGUGGAGGGGCUUUUGUUCAGCUCGGAUGGUGGGAUGCUCUUCUCUCCCCUCCACCCAGAUCCUCCUUUUGUGUCCGGAAAUGGAGACUAGAAGGGGGGAGGGCUCCUCCAGUCAGAGCCAAACCACGUCUGCCUGCCAUGCUCUCACUGACGCCUCGGGAGGUGGGGGCUGAGGAAUGGGUGGGCUGGGGGUGCAGGAAGGGGGCCUGCAGAUGCUGGGGCUGGGCGGGCUCACUGGCUGACACAGACGACGGCAGCUCUAGCUUGCUGGGGGCAGGCUGGGCCGGGAGGGGUUCUCCUGCCCUUCCCGUCGCUCAGUUCAUCUGUUGCUUUCUUCUGCUCCGCCAUACCUGGGUGCCCCUUCAUGGUCUUCAUGAGCCUCAGGGCUCUCAGCCCCUCCCCCAGCUCCUGGCUGCCUGGCUCCCCUUGACUCCAGUCCCCCAUGGAUCCGGGUGUCUCCCUCCUCCUCCAGCUCCCUGUUGGGGAAGCUGUGUCUGACUCCAGAGCCCCUCCUUGCACUCUUAGCUUUCUGAGAACGCAGAGGAAGUAAAUGGAAUGGCCCAUCCCAGUCCAGCCCUGUCCUAAGCCAGAUUCCUGCUGAGCUGCUUUUGCUUCCAAAAUGGAAAAAAGGAAACAACUAAAUACACACUAUCCCACCCAACAAACACACACAAACACAAACCCCCUACGGCCCUCCUUCAGCCCCUAGGAGGAGGAAUCCAUCAAAGGGCUCAUUGCCCAUGGAGGGAUGUGAAUGUCCUUCUCCAGAGGUGCCCUACACCUGGAGGGGGACCCCUGCCCCGGGAGGGUGUCGGUGAGUCGUGCUGGGGACCCUUUGAACACACGAGACCCCAGACCUGGUGAGCUCCGUGGGAAAACACAGGUCCAAAGGGCGGUACAGAAUUCCUGGCUCCCAGGGCCCCCCAGUCCACGGGGAGGAGGUGGAGGAGGAGGAGUUGAGAGUGCUUUGCCUCGUGUUAUGUUUUGCUUCUUUUCUGUGUCCUCUGUUCACCUGUUAGCACAUUGUACUUGAAUUACCUCAGUUUUUUGUGACCUCAUGAGCUUUUUUGACCCCUGCCUGUAUCUCUUUUUUGGUUGGGGGUUGGAAGGAUGGGGAGAGCGUUCUUUUCUGUUUCUUGUGUAAGUUAAUGGCGAGUUUAAUAGGCUUCAGCUGGCCAAGGCCAUCCCCGUGUCCCCUAGCAGUGAGCCUCCCAGCUGGAGGGAGCUGUGCGGAAGGAGCUGAGUACUCAGGAUCUGGAUGGGAGGCCGGGGCGGAAGGUGGGUGCCUGCUGGGGACGGGGACGGACGGGGUGCUGGGGGCACAGCAGAAUCACAGCCGGCUCGGCCCAGGCGUGAUGUCAUCCUGCCUAAAACACUCUGCAGAGAAUCCCACCUUUCUUAACAGUUUGCUGGGUCAUCCGGGUCCGGGGCCCUGUGUUCUUCAGAUCCCUGCAAAGGCGUGACCCCACCUCUGUGUGCAUUAUCAUUGCCCAAACUGGUCUCUUUUCAGGGCUGGCUGGGGACAAGCCGGCCUGUGUGUUGUUGCGAUGGGGCGGGGGUGUUGUUUUUCUAAAAGCUACCUCUUAUGUUUGUCCAGUUCUUUUGUUCCCUUCAUGCCUCCCAUCAUGCUGCUCUGCUUCCCCCCACUUCUCCCAGCCUCCCCUCCCUGAAUUUUUGGAAAGCACAUUUGCAAUAUUUGUGUUCGCUUUGGGACGGGUCUUCCCGUUUCAUCUCAUGCUUUAUUUGUAAGAGUUGUGGGUUGUUGUUUUUUUUUUUUUUCUCUUUCCUUUCUCUCUCUGAGAAAGUUGUGGCUGCGUUUUUAUCUUAGGUUUUAAAAAGUGGUUUAGGGAAGCGGUUUUGGGGAGAAGCGUUGUGAGGCAUACAGGGAAGUCGGAGGGAUGGGUGCUGCUGUGACCACCCCCCCCGUCCCUCGGCCCCAUCCCUCCUGCCCUCCCCUGUAAUCUCGCCCACCAAAUCUGAAGGCCUUAAAAGUUGUGUGUUGGGGGGAUUUGGACUGGGGGGACUGGGUCACUAGACUGUUGAUUGGGGAUGAUAAUGUAUGGAGGAUGCUAUUUUGCAACUAUAAUAAUGACUUAGUGCUUUGGAAAGGAAAAAAAAAAAGUUAAACUUGAAAUGUGUAACUAGAGCAGUUGUCAUGUUUAUAAUGUGAAAAGAGUGGAAUCAUUGGGGGAGGGGCAGUCUGUAAGAAAUCUGUGUGCACUAUUGCUGCCUCCCCCAAUCUGGGAAGAAGAGGGGACAGGCUGGCCCUCAGGGGAUCUGUAAAUCCCAGAAAACAGUAUUUGAACAGCAAGAUGUCAUUCAAUUUUGGUGGGGAAGGAAAAAAAGAAAAAUCAAACUAUUCCAUAGACCUAGCUGACCCCUCUCCGUCUCCCCUACCCUUCCCACAGAGCCGGGUCUCCUCCGCUGUUCGUAAAAGCUGAGAGGGUUGAGCUAAUAUUUACAAAUUGUAAUAUUUUUGUAAUAUUUGUUAGUUCCUUCAUCAGUUCUACCGGACCUUGCCCUUUCCUUUCGUAAUGUGAAUAGGAAAAAAAAACAAAAAACAAAAAAAAAAAUUCACCACCACCACCAACAAAAUAUCCCUUUGUACGUGCGUGUGUGUGCGUGUGCUUGUUGUGUGCGGUUGUGUGUUAAAUCAUGCAGUAUUGUUGUAAUCUGGUGUUGCGGCGUUGGAUGGUACCUAAUCAGCCCCUGCCUGCCCCCACCAUCCCGGAGGGAGGGAUCCUGGUCGAGAGGUAGGGAGAGAGGGUCGGGGCAUGGGGUCUCUGAAGGAUGCUGAGUCGGGAGACCUCUGUACCAGACUCUCCCCUCCUCUCCCAUGAAGCCCCGGACACCCUGAAGAGACUCCAACGUGUCUCUUUCCCAACUUCCUGCUCACAAAGACAAAAGAAUUCUGACCUUGCCAAGGUGGCCAGGCCUAAUGGCCAAGGUGAGGGUCAGAAAUUACCUGGAGGCUUUAGAUGUGUCUGCACAAAGAGGGCUAAGGAGACGAGGAGGGUGGAGACUGCUCUCUCCCCAGGUGAGAUCCCUCUUCUUUGCCAUCUGGCCCCUUGGUCACCCUGCUGCCUUUGGCUGUGGUACUGCUGACAACCCUACUUGCUACUGCCUUAUCCAGCACAGUGAGCUUUCUCCAGCCUGGAAAGUCCAAGUGGAUUAAUAGUUCCUUUCCUACGUUCAGCUCCUAUAAGCGUGUCCCUUAAUGCUUUUGGUGACAUUUCCCCCUCACUCAUGUGCUCUUCCCCUAUUCACUCCUUCACUCAUUCAAAGCAUUAAAAUCCUAUGUGUAUAUAGGAUAGACAAAUAUAUAUAGAGAGAUAUAUAUAGCAAGAGAGAGUUAUAAAAUAGUACAUAUCAUUGCUGCUUUGGGCUGCUUUGGAGGAGGCCACGAAUACGGCGAAGGGAGAUCUGGGGUAUAGGGGUGGGAAGGGAGGCUGGGGGACCCAGUGAUUCCGUACAAUCCAGGGAUGCAACGCGGGCUUGUUUAAUCUUUGUGCCUGAACAGUUUUUCCAUGUUUAGAAAAGAAAAAAAGGAAAAAAAAGAAAACCUGCUGCAAUUUUUCACAAGUGUCUGGUACCCUUCCAGAUGCUAUUGGUACAACUGGCUGCUGGGGUGUUGAGGCCUUGGAGGGACGGGGCCCUUUGGCUCAUCUCCUUACAGGGGAGUGACCAGUGGCAGGGGCAGCCUUCUGACUCUGGGGGGACUGGGGGAGAUUUGUGGCCAAUUCCCUGCAAGCCCAACGAGGGUGAAAGCUGGGGGCACGGGACAUAGGACAGAAAAGGGGGGAAAGAUCGGACUGUGUUCGUUCUUCCUAGGGCUGUGUUAAAUCCUUUUUCCCCUCCCAUCUUGUUUCCUCCUUCCUGGAGCUUCAUGGCGGCACUUACCUGGAUAUUUCAGUAGGAGGGAAGCAGGCCAGACUAUCCCUACGCAGUGAGACUGAUGGGUGGAGGAGAAAGGCACAGCUGACCAGGAGGAGUGCAAGACAGACCAGGGGAGUUGGGUCAGGGGAAAAGGACUGGGGAGAGGGUGUUCAGGCCCCACAGGCCUGUUAUCCUGAAGCCCCGCCUCCCUGAGUCCUUGGCAUCCCAGUUUGCAGACAGGGUACCAGCCUCCUGGUGUGUGUCAUAGGAGUUGUUCACAUAGUGUUAUGCAUGAUCUUUGUAAGGUUAAGAGGCCGUGGUGGUGCACCAUGACAUCCGACCCAUAUAUAUAAAGAUAAAUAUAUAUAUAUAUGUAUGUAAAUUAUAGCACUGAGGGCUCUGCUGCCCUGCUGGACCAAGCAAAACUAAGCCUUUUGGUUUGGGUAUUAUGUUUUGUUUUGUUAUCUGUUUGUUUUCAUGGCUUGUCUUCUGUCGUGACAGCACAAGUGCCAGUCCGAUUGCUCUGUAUUACAGAAUAGUGUUUUUAAUUAAUUGAUGUUCUAGUUCAUGUCUACCUCAGCACCUCCUCUUAGCCUAAUUUUAGGAGGUUGCCCAAUUUUGUUUCUUCAAUUUUACUGGUUACUUUUUGUACAAAUCUCUCUCUCUCUCUCUCUCUCUCUCUUCUCUUUCUCUCUCCCUCCCUCCAUCCUUCCUCCCUUCCCUCCCCUCUCACUUCUGUUUGUUUCAUUCUCUCUUUCACUCUCCCCUUCUUCUUGCCCCCUCUGGCCCCAGCCCACCCCUGCGACCCCGCAUCGUGCUUGCCACAGCCCUAUCUGUCCUAGCCCCGAAGCAGUUCACCCGAACUUGUGCGGUCCUGGUUGCAGCUUUCCGCAUCUGCCUUCGUUUCGUGUAGAUUAAUGCGUUUCUUUGUAAUUUCAGUGUUUCUGACAAGGUUUAAAAAGAAAAAGAAAAAAAAAAGAAAAUAUGAAUUUACUGCUGCAGGUUUUUUUCUCUCUCCAUGUGUCACUAAGUGAAGUUUGUGCCUUCUAUAGCAAAGAGAAUAUUUUUUACAUCCUACUAACAGUAGAUUUUUUUGUAGUGAACAUUUUUUGUAUUUUUAUUUAUAAGUCUCAUAAGAAAAAUAGCAAUGUUCAGUUGUAUACCUUGAAUCUGCAGUUAGAAGAGAAUAAAGUUAAUUCAGUUGUCUCUGGCUUGAAGUGUCCCCCCUUUUUAAAAAGUGCUUUGCCCCUUCUGCCUUUUCUUGGGUGGGGAGGAUCUGAGAUUUCUGUCUGGGGAUGGGAAAGAGAAUACAUUACACCCCAGCCUCACUUAUGUGGCACUCUUAUGCCACAUUUGUGAGGUGCAUACCCACCUUCAUGACAUAUUUAUCGAAUAAAUUUUAGUUUAAAAAAUAGCAUUAAAUACACAGCAUUUAAUCCUUGGUACAAUGAAUGUAUGAAGCAGGCACUUGUCCAUUUAUCCCUUCAACAUGGGCGUUCAUCCAUUAACUUGCACAGUUACCGUCUGUAAGCCAUGGGAAUAUGGCAGGAAUAGAGCAGACAACCCCCUGCCCUCAGGAGCUGACAUUCUAAGCCACUGGGUUGGAAUGUUUGCUUAGGUGUUAACGCAUUCCGAUCACACAGCUGGUGAGUGUCAGAGUCAGAACCUGCAUCUAGAUCUCUUGAUUCCAAAUCAGGUUCAUUCUUUCCUGACUCCAGAGGCAGGGGGCUCCUGUCUGGUCUUUAUUAUACAGAUAUUUUCUUCUCCUUCCUCUCAGCCAAGUGAGUUUCAUCAAUUUCUCAACAAGAAGCUGCCACCCAGUUAAAGGUCCCUGGGUCUGGCAGCUGGGCCAAGUGAAGAAAGGAGAUUGAGCUGGGGAUGCAAGCCCAGCGUCACCACUCGCAGAAUAAAACAUUUGCACAAAAUGUGAUGGGCUCGACUCCUCCCGCCCCCGCCGUCUCAGGGCCCAGACUGCUUCUCUGGGUGUGUCUGCUUUCCUCUCCCUGGGGAUGGGAGCAUUGCCCUGCCGGUAAAUGUAGCCGGAAAGCCAAUUCCACCCAGUCUCAGACACGCUGGCUCAACACCUCUGCCCGAGGCCGUCUGACCUGCCCAGCGCUGACCAGAAUAAUCAAAAUAAUCCGUCUUGUCACCAGACUUAGGAACACAGCAGGGAGUGUGGUGACGGCCCCUCCAGGGUGUGAAACCAGUGCCAGGCCUCCCGGGCCAGCCUGGCCUCCAGCAUCAUCCGGGAGUCGCUGGGAACCAUCCUCCACGUGAUACCCUCCGGGCACCAGCCUGCAGGGAGGCCCAAUUCCCUGCCUAACCUGCCCGCUCUGGGAGCUGACUGGAAGAGGGGCCUUGCAGCCCUUGUGCUCUGGGAUCCUGGGCUGGGGUCUGUGUGACCCUAGGGUUGUGAGCUGCAAACCACCUGGAGCUACACUUGCCUCCCUGGCUGGAUGACAGUCCCUCUGCCGGGUGGCUGCUCGGUCCCGCUGUACUUUCUUCUCUCCUCUCCUGGUCUCUCUGCUCUGCUCUGUCAUUUUUCCUUCGCCUCAUCUCUCUCUGUUCCUCUCACCCAAUCUUGCUCCCUUCUCUCCACUCCUCUCCCCUUCUCUCUCUCUGUCUCUCAUUUCUCUUGGGGUUUUCUUUUGGCCUUUGUGUCUCUCCAGUAUGCUUUUCCUCUCCCCAUAUUUCUCAUCUUGGAAAACAAUCCUUUGCCCAAAAUAUAUUUGGUUUGAUUUUGAGCCUCUGCCCCGCUCCUCCAAGCCAUCCCCCGAGCCCUUUCUUCUCCAGGUCCCUGCUUGUUCCCCUCGCCUCUUCCCAGUCCCCUACAUCCCCUCCUCCCCCUCAGGCCUCAGCUUUCUCUUGACAGAUGGGAGGGCAGUGAGCACUCCCUCUUUAAAACAACAUUUAAUCGCCGUUUUCUGUUCUUGGACAUCAAAGCUGGGGCUUAGGCGCUGCGCUGGGGUCGCAGUGCGCGGUCUCCGAGGGAGAGGAGGUGAGUGAAUAGGGGCCGGGCUGAAUGGGCUUUGUGUGGCCGCUGGGGUCCGCCUGCUUUACAUGCUCUUUGACCCAGAUAUGAUCUCAUGGAGAGAAAGGGGCCCCGGCCAGGCCAGCCUGAGAACGCUCCCUGGCCUGCCUCAAUCCCCCACCCCGCCCCCUGCCCAGCCCCCGCCAGCCCAGGCGCAGCUGCCCUCUGCCCCAGUCCUCCGAGAUGGGCAGCCUCCUCCAGGACCGGACUGGCCAAGAGGGCGCUCUGCUGGGGUCAGAGGAGGGGCCAGGCCACCGAGGGAGGGGCUGCAUCCCUCUUGGAUGCGUUUCCAGGGACUUAGGUGGGACCCCGCCCAGGCCCACACAGAGGCGCAACGUCCCUUCCUGGCCGAGGCUCCUGGGGUUCUGGCGGGCACUGGGGCCACACGUGUCAGCCUUAACAGCUCCCCUUCCAGCCGCUCUGAGGGGCCCCCCCUCCCACCAGAGGGGGGAGAGCCGAGGGGCGGAGCCGGCAGAGACUUGCUAAAGACUCCAGCAAGUUGCGGCAGGUGAGCAGACAGAGAUGUCCAGCUGAGUCCAAGGCCACAGCCUUCUCCGUCCAGCUCAACACUGCCAGGGCUCACCACCCGGCUGCCCCAGAGCCCCUCACCCACCACCCCCACCAGGAAGGGGAGAGAACAGAAAGGGACUGACCCCAGGUGCUCUCCCUCCCUCUGUCGCCCUCUGCUUUGCGGCAGCCGGAGGGACUUCCCAGAAAUGCAAACAGCACCAUGUCACGCCUUUGAUUAAAGCCCCCCAUUACUCUUCAGAUGGAAUUCAGACUCCUGAACAAGGCUUACAAGACCCUCCGCGAUAAAAACCCCUGCUCACCAUCCCAGCCUCAUCUCAGGAUCACCCCCCCUGCAAGUGUCCUCAGCCACCCCCCACCUUGUGCGCCUGCCCGCAGAUGGUUACCGGAAGACGCUGAGCUCGUCCCCUGUGGGCCUUUGCGUGUGCUGUUUCCUCUUCUAGGAACUGCAUCACCGCCACACGCUCACCUCCCUUUGGUCUCAGCUUCUCAUUAUUCAGGUCUCAGCGCAAACCCUAGUCUCUCGGGAAAGCUUCCCCUGGUCGCCCUGAGGCUGAACUCGGUGCCCCUCUGGCCCCAUUGUCCUAGUGCACUGUGAUCACCCACUUUCUUAACUGUCACCAUGAACCCAACAUUAAGUUCCCUGAGAGCAGGAAUUGUGUGCUGUGUACCCUCAUAUUCCCAGAGCCUAGCGCUGUCUGGCACACAGCACCCAAUAAAUCUUUGUUGAAUAAACAGAUGCGAGAAAGAUGGGGAGAAGGAGGGAAGGAGAGGCAUUUAGCAUCAGGGGUUGAGGUCAGAGUUGCCGGGGACGGUGGAACUGGGUAAGGAGGUACACAUCACCCACCUGCCCCCCAGGCGCCUCCACGCGUGCAUGUCACUGGCUGCGUACAGACCUCAGCAGAGGUGGCCCUGCUUCCCCUCACACGUGCCCAUGUCAGUUCAUAGAGACGCCUGAACUGUGAUUGUCAUGUGCCAAGGGAGGAACAGCCAGCCCAGGAUAGUGGCGCAUCUCAGGCAGGGAGCUGCCUGGGCAUCGCUCUGUGUGUAUGGGGGUGUGUGUGUGCGCACGUGUGCACGCGUGUGUAGACACCUGGUCCCUGGCCAUGAUGGGGGCCCAUCCCACAGCUCUCUCUGUGGCUCUGGACCCCGCCAUCCCCACCCCCGGCCCUUGCCCCUCGUGGGCUGACAGGAGGGUGGGCUCCUCUCUGGGCUAUGUUUUCUGCUCUCCCCGGGGGCGUCUCAGUGAAAGUGAACUCGCUCAUUUAAACCUGACUCCGCAGCCCUGCAGCCUCCUGCAGCGCUAAUUACCCUGUAGUUCUCAACUGAUUGCUGUACACUAAGCUUAAGCCCUCCUUUACUUACUGGCCGACUACAUUAACAGCAAAGCUGCUGCUCUCUGCCGCUCACGACUGUACCGGCUGGCUGCACACGACGUUCUUCUGCCUCUCCCCAGGGGGCGGGUGCAGAGAUGCAGCCUGGCACCCAGCCCCCAAGUCUGUCCCCUCAUGGAGCCCCCGGGGCUGGACAGCAAUGAGAAAGUCAUGGCCUUCGCCCUACAUACUCCCUGACCCAAGGGAGAGGCUCCUUCUUUGGUUCUGAUUCUUCAAUAGGGCAGGAGCUCUCGACACCCGCCCCCCACUCACCCCCAGAGGGAUCUUCUAUUUGGGGGACUCUUGGAAGCCUCCCUUCGGUCUUCACAGCUGCUGGGAGGUGCUGAGCACUGGCCACAUUUUACAGACGGGUAAACUGAGACUGUGACUCUAAGCAGUCGGUGGUGAAGGUGGGGCUUGAAGCCAAGACUUCUCAUUCCAUCAGCUCUGUUCUUUCCUCUCCACCAGGCCGCCUGUCCAGGAGAUAUCCUCCCUUGGGUGUCCCAACCCAUCCAGGUUUGACAAUUUCCGUUCAGCUGUAUGUUCUCACAGCUUCCACUCCUUGUAAUGAGGCGGGAAGUCCUGUGUUGAAUCCAAGCCUCUAUCUUCCGGCUUUUUCUGCCUCCUUCACAUUCCUGCCCAGAAUUGGCUGGAAACUUGGGCACGAGAGCCUUUCCUUCACUCUCAGUAGCCUUUCCCAGGGCAGACCUAAGUCCAACCUCGGCCACAGGCCCACCCCCUCCACCACUCACACCUGGGCAGGUCUGGAGAGCGGGGCCAGCUGCAGGCUUCUGCAGGGUAGUGUCACCAUGCUGCCUGGCACUGUCUGCUUCUCUGAGUGCCCUCAAGUCCCAUGAGGCAGAGCUGGGCCCUGGCCUUGGGGUCUGGCAGCAUUUUGAAGCCCAGAUGGGCCCCAUCAGGGUGCAGCAUACGGACCCGUGGAAUCAAGGAUCCAGCUCUGCUCUGAUUGAGAGCGUGAUGGCUGCUGUGCUGGGCACCCCCUAAGGAACAGGGGCAGCUGAGUUCUGGCCGAAAGAACCUGAUGUCGAGAGUCAAGAGAACCUGAGUCUGAGGCCAGUCUGCCAUUCACUGUGUGACCUUGACAGUAACUCAAAACUGCUCUGAGGUCCUUUUUCCUCAACUGUAAAACGGGGUACAGUAAUGCCUGCCCUGUCUACCUUCAGGACAUUGUCAGCUGAAGCAGGCGCGUGAAUCAGCUUUCUAAACGCCACGGGGCUAUAAGAAUGAAAGUAAUAAAUUGGCGGGGUAGGCGGACAGGCUCAGGGCUGGCCUGAAAUGGGGGGCCGGUGGCCUAGACGUUCAUUUCCAGGGCUGGAGGGAGCCCUCAGAACCAGGACCCAGGAGCCUCUGCUGCCAUCACUGGGACUCUGUCACCACCUAGUGGACACUAGCUGCAGGUGCCUCUACUGCUCUGGCAGGUCUGGAAAGGCGCUGGGAAAGCGCAUCCCCUUGUAAGGGACUUUGGUUCCUUUGGGGUCCCUGCUAUACCAGGUCGGGCUGCGUAAGGGGAAAAUGUGGUCCAGACUUAUGCCAGAAAAGAACCACCUUAAACUGCUUGGGAGAAAGUUCACUUGCACUUUCCAGAAGUUCUUCUGAGUCGAUGUUUCUAUCCUGACCCUUUUUCUCCCAGCUGUGCCCGUACUGACCAACUCGCCUUGUCAAAUCCUGCUCCUCCCAUCCCAAAAGGCUGGAUGGGAAGAUGCCGUCGGCCAGCCCAAACCCCAGGGAUCCACGGGGCCUCGUCUUACACUGAGGGAAGAUCAGCCUCCGGGAAAUCCAGCUCCUCAAAAGCUUUGCUACUGGGAGAGAGGCAGGCAGGCCAAGGGAGGGGUGCACAGGAGCUCAGGCGGCCCCAGCUCCAUCGCUGAGGGCCUGAGAGGUGACAGCAGGAGGCGGGGGCAAUGGGGCCAACUCUUACUUCCUGAGAACCUUCAGAGAGCCUAGGAAAGCCAUAAUGGAAGGCUGCUAAAGUCAGCUCCUGUCUCUCACUAGAACUUCCCUUUUAAUACAGCAGGUGAGCCCAUGCCUGCCCCCAAACCCACCACAGAAUUCUCCAGGAGGCAGUGGACUCUCCCAUGCCUUGGACAUUUGGGUCUACAAAUGAUUUGAUUGGAAGUGAUCUUAGGCUGGGUCAUUUUGUUUCUCUCCAUGCCUCUUGGCACCUCUGGCCAUCUCAAAUGGAUUCAACUGAAUGGUUUGGAAGACCCUUCCCAACACUAAACUUCUAAGAUUCUAUGACUCUUGCCAACUGGAAAGAUCAUCAGAGCAAAGUAUACCUCUGGCUCCACAUCACCUGUUAGCACUUGUUUAAGAAACAGCAUUUCACUUGAGUUUCUCCCUCCACCGGGAUCAGUGUGUGGGCCAGCUUAGCGUGAGAUUCUAGUGACACCAGGUGGUGAGAAGGGGGAAAUGCAUGCAUGAUGGUUGGUCUGAUGGGCAGAGAAAGGAAAAGGCUUUUCCUAAUAAAUCCCCAUCUGGGAAGGGAGGAAGCCACAAAGCGGUGGGAGUAGGGGUAGGGGUGGGGAUUGGACCAUGCAAGUUUAAUUUGAUUGAUAUCCACCUUAUUCUCAGAAAUCUCUUGCCAUUUAGCCUUCUUCCUUAACACUGGUUAUUCCAAGCCCUGGCACUUGACCUUUCCCUUAAUUCCCCGGAGCACAGCUGAGACCAGCCUGGAACAUUUAAAUUAGAUUUCUCUGAAGUCUCAAGGACAACGAAAGAAAAUAAGCCCCAAGAACAACACAACAUUAGCCCAGAUCUCUGCCUGCCUGCCUGCCUUCAUGAGACCAGGCCAUCUUUAAUCCCUACGACCAAGAAGCCCAAUAAAAUGAGACCCAGAGUGAGGCAUCUAAUGGAUUCUCUGUCCAUCCUCCUAUCGAAGGUCAACUGCUCCUCCUGGCCUCUGGGUCUCAUCCUCCCUAUCUUUCCAAACUCUUUCCUUCCAUACUUUUCUCUCUUCGGCGUCCAUUUCUCCCUUUCAACCAAAUUAUUCCCAUCAGCUUUACAAAUAUCUGCCAUUUUAACAAACUUUCCCUGACCCAACGUCCCUCUUUAGUUAACACCCAAAUCCUCCUUCUUUGAACAGCAAAAUUCUAGAGAGAGCUGUCUAUACACAUUGUCUUCUUUCAUUUUUCUUACAACCUUUUCUGAUCUGGGUUUUACUCCAUUGAAAUUGUCCUAUCGAGGUCAUCAGUGGCUCCAUCUUCCAAAAUAUUGAUACCAUGGCUACUUUGCUGUCUUCACUUUGCUUGAUCUCUCAGCAGCUUUCUAGAUCCCUGGCUCCUUUUGGAAACGCUUACUCUCCUGGUUUUACCCCCUACCCUAAGGGCUGCUACUUCUCAGUCUCAUUGGCUGGCUCCUUCAUCUUCCUCUACUGAACUUUGGAUAUUAUAUUAGACUAUCUCUGAAUGCUUCCCUGAUCCUCUGACCUUAACUAUAUACUUCUCCCUGUGGUGUCUACUUCUGUCACUUUUAUACGUGCUAAUGACUCCUGAAUUUUUCUCUCUCGUCUUGAGUAUUCCACUGAGUUCCAGACUCAGCUGCUUAGCUGACACAUACAUUUUAAUGUCGAGCAGGCGUCUCAAACGUACCAUGCCUUUUUCAGAAGCCCUGUCCACACAUAUCCAUGCCUGUCUCUCCCACUGGGUAUGUAGGAUAAUGCUAGCUGCUAUAACAAACAGAUCCAAAGUACACAAUGCCUCAAAUAUAAGAGAAGUUUAUUUCUCACUCCUUCAGCUAUCCAAGGUAGAUGUUUUUGGUUGACAGGUGGCUCUUCUCUACAUCCUGUGGUUCUGCCAUCCCUGGAGGCCCUGUCAUCAUCUUCAUCUUCCAGAAGAAGGGGAGACAGAGUUUGAAGGGGACGUGCCUGCUUUUUAAAAACCUUGGCCCAGUAAUGAUAUGUAUCUUUGCUGCUUUCGUUCCCUUGGAUUGUACUCCAUUGCAUGGCCACAUCUAAGUGCAAGGGGGACAGGAAAAUGUCUUCCAGCUACGUUCAGAGGAAGGAGAGGUUGAGUGUUGGUGAAGAACUAGCGAUUUCUGCCACAGUCUGUCCUUCUGGUCACCAAAUAUCUGUUUACACUCUUCUUCCCACACUUGGAACAUACUCACUCCCAAAGAGAAAUAAGCCCAAAUUCCAUCCUGUCAUUGUAUCUGUUUCAAAAUUUGUGACCCUCUGGGUGAUGCGCAGUCCUCACCAUCAGCUCUUUGGACGAAAAGCAAGUUGCCUGUAUCCCACCCGCAUCCACGGUAUACAGCUAAAAUAAAUGACAGCAGUCCAUGCUGGGCGGUGUGGAAACAUUUAGUAAAACCACUUUCUGCAGUAAUCAGUUUUCUGCCCUUUCUUGGUAUAAAUUAAGGUUAUAUUUCUCUUGCAGUUAGGUGUGGCCAGGUGACUCAUUUCCAACAUCAUGUGAGCAGGGGUCAUUUGUAUUAUUGUUGGGAAGAGGUUUGUAAAAGGCGGUAUCCCCUGCGUCACUUUCCUAAGGCUAUCAUGACAAGUUGCCACAACUUGAGGGCUUCAACCAACAGGAACUUGUUUUCUCACAGGCGUAGAAGCCAGAAAUCCAAAACCAAAGGGUCAGUAGGGCCACAUUCCCUCUGAAGACUCUAGGGGAGGAUUUUUUUCUUGUCUCUUUUAGCUCCUGGGGCCCCUGGCAUUCCCUGGCUUGUGGCAGCGUCCCUGCCUCUGCGUUUACCUGGCCUUCUUCCCUGUGUGUCUCUGUGUGUUGUUUCUGUCUCUUUUAAGGACAUUCUCAUUGGAUUUCGGGUCCUCCCUAAUCCACUAUGAGCUCAUCUCAAUCCUUACCUUAACCACAUCUGCAAAGACCCCAUUUCCAAGUAAGGUCAUAUGCUGAGGUUACGGUGGACAUGAAUUGGGGGAAGACGCCAUCCAAUCCACUACAGUCUCCUUUACAAUAAAAAUCGCCUUUUGCCAUGGGAAGAACGGGACACAUCCAAGUCCGUAGUCCACAGGGAUGGUGGAGCCCUUGUACACAGAUGCUCAUGAAGACCCCCUGCCCUGGCAAUGGGGAAAGUUCUGAAUCUCCGGUCUGGGAGGAACCCCUUGUCCAUUGUUCUCUGAAACCCCUGGAUCCAGCCUCUUGGAAAUCAUUUCUUGACUAUUAUGUGUCCUGGCCCAUCUGAAGUGCGUUCUGGGAGGUGGGCCUCCCUCAGGACAGCACAGCCUGAUGCUUACUUGUACAAGUUCAGGGGCUGAGUGUGAUUUUAAGCUCCAACCUUCCAAGGCCUUUACUGGAACAGGUUCAUGGGUUUUUUUGGCAAUUCAAUUUCUUAAAAAACAACCUUUAGAUCUAUUUGCUUCCAAUCCAUUCCUCAUGCUGGUAACCACACCCAAAAUUCUUUCCUACACAUAGUUGUCCAAACUGCUUUUAUCAUUGGUAUUAUUAUUAGUAAUUUUUCUUCUUCCUCAAAUCCAAGCCUCCUUGUCAACUUCCUAGUGGCUACCUUGGGGCCAUCUGAAAGAGCUGGCUUGGGUGGAAUCAUAACACUCUUAAUUUGAUGUUUGCCACGGAAAUGAAUCCCUUUGUAAGAGAAUUUUUAAUAAUGAGCCUUUAUUUCUUGAAGUCUUUUCCAGUCUUAUUUCCUGUAAUUAUCCAAUACAUAGGGCAUAGAAACAGUCAACUUACCUACAUCCAAAAAAAACAAAAACAAAAACACACAAAUGUCUGGAUACACCCUAUUUUCUUUUAUUUCCUCAUGGAAACUUGUCAUUUUUUUCCUGAACUCAUCUCAAUAAUAUCUUGCUACAAAUGCUGGAGUUUAACCAACAUACACUACCAUUCUGGUCCUUUCCCCAAAGUUUCUCUUAGAGCUGUAGGCUCAGUAUAUAUUUGGUCUGUCUUUCAAGUUAUCACAAGCAAGACUUUUCCUAAUUGUAUUAUUCCUGCCUACCAUGGGACUACGUCUUUCUAGCCAGCCAUACCUCUCUCCUUGCUGGCCACUCUCUACUUCCCUGACCCAUCUUCUCCCACUUUCCUUUACCAGUGUAUCCAGACUCACUGCCUUCUAUCUCUUCCCAGACAGAACAUGUUUUUGCAUAUGCUGUUUCCUCUGCCUAAAUCUUGGCCUGGCUGCCUCCUUCACCUAUAAUUCAGGUCUUGGCUCAAAUAGUGCCCUCUCAGACUGUCCCAUUUAAGUUUGUUUCUUCAUAGCAUUUACCACCGUCUGAUAUUAUCUUCUUUACUUGUUUACUUAUCAUGGUCCAGACCCCACUCCCCUUGCACGUGGGCUAUGUGAGGACCAGGAUCCUGUUGGCCGUGUUUGCCACUGCAUCGUUAGUGUUAAGAACUAUGCCUGCCACUCAACUGUUAUGACAACAAAUGCCAAUAUUAAUAUACUACUCUGUGCCAGACACUGUUUUAGCUCUUUAUUGAAAACUUUUUAAUGAAAAAUUUCAAAGAUACACAAAACUGGAUUAAUAAGAUGAACCUCAUAAAGCCCAUCACCCAGAUUCAACAUUAUCAAGAUUUGGCCACACUCGCUUCUUCUUUCUUUCCUUCUUUCUCCUUCUUUCACUUCUCUUUCCUUUUCUUUGUUUCUGUUGAAGUAUUCCACAGAAAAUCUCAGGCAUCGUGUCAUUUCCCUUCUCUGCCCCACUACAUCCUUCAGUGCAUACUUUUUUAAAAAAUGAAUUUUCUUGAUAAACAACAAGGUCCUACUCUAUGGCACAGAGAACGAUAUUCAAUAUCCUGUAAUAAACCAUAAUGGAAGACAAUAUGAAAAAGAAUAUGUAUAUAUAUGUAUGACUGAAUCACUUUGCUGUAUGCCAGACAGCAAACAUUGUGAAUCAACUAUGCUUCAGUUUUUAAAAGAAGAAUUUUUCUUAUGUAACUUCAAUGCCUUAAAAAAUUAGAAAUGAUUUCUUGGUAUCAUCACUCAGUCCAUAUUCAUAUUUCCCUGAUUGCCUCAAAAAUAACUUUUAAAUGUUGAUCUGUUUGAAUUAAGAGCCAAACUAGGUCCAAACAUUGCAUCAGUUUGUUAUUUCUCUUAGAUCUCCUUCCCACCUGCCCUGCUGCUGACCUGUUGAAGAAAGGGGUGAUUAUUAUUAACUUUUCAGUUAUGAGAUGAUGAGGGCCCAAAAAUGGGUCUGGAUGAUAGGGAUGAAAAGGAGGAAAUGCUCUGAAGAUGCUUUGUGGAGUAGGGUCAUCUGGUCGACCCUACUUUAGGUCCAUAGAGUGGUGAUACCACUGCCCGCUCGGAAGCACUCAGGAGCUAUGAGAGUAACAAUCGCCUUGCUCCUGCCUACAAGGUCCCUGGUGUGACGGCUGAAAGGAACCCUCAGAUCAGCUAAUUGUAUCUCGUGUUUUAGUCCCUUGCCCAGCCUCUCCCACCUGGACAAAACAUCUGUACAGUUCUCCCACUUCUUCACAAAAUUCCCUCUUUAUCUUGCAGCCUCUGAAGCUUGUCAGUCACUGUACUUGCUGUGGUUCCCGCACCAGCUGUGCACCAAAACUCAUGGAGUUUUUUCUGCUUAUUUAAAAAUACACUCAAAUAUGUGGUUACCUAUCCCAGACCUCCCGAAUGAGAAGCUGUAGGUGUGGUACCUGGGAAUAUGUAUUUUCAAACCACUUUCUGGAUGAUCAUGAUGCUAAUUUCCACAGCUAGAUCAUCUCAGAGUCUGUUUUCAUUGAUAGCUUUUAUUUUUAGGGGUAAUAUUUUCCUGCUUUUUGGCCUAUGUAGUGAUUUUUUUGUUGUAGGCUAGAUAUUGUGGGUGAUCUAUCUGAAGGAGUCUGGGUUAUGCUGUUUCCCUUUAAAGAGUGUUGUGUUUUGUUUUGGCGGGUAAUUAACUUAAGAGGCUCUCUUUGUGCCGUCAAGGCUUGGUUUUAGGCUUUGUUAGGGUGAGUCUAUAAAGUAGCCUUUAUUUUAGGGCAUAGUCCUUCUCCCCAAAGCAGAACUUUCUAGUGUCUCAGCUGAAUACUGAGACAGUACAUCCUGUAACAAGAAGAUCUCUCCACUCUGGCUUGAACACUGACUUGCAGCAUCAUGUGAUCUCUAAUAUUUCCAUUCUGCUCUCAACUCCAUAGCAGCCAGUUUCUUACAAAGUCUCACCCUGUGCGUGUGCAGCCUGUUUGUUGACCAAAAACUGACAGGGAACCCUUGUUAUGGGUUAAAUUGUGCUCCCCCAAAAGAUACGUUGACGUCGGAACCCCUAACACUUCAUAAUGUGACCGUUAUUUGGAAAUAGGGUCUUCAUAAAGGUAAUUAAGUUAAAAUGAGGUCAUCAGAGUGAGGUCAUCUAUCUAAUCCAAUAGAAGUGAUGUCCUUUACAAAAAAAGACAUCGAACACAGAGACAUAUGCACAAAGAGAAAGCCAUGUGAAGAUGAAGCGAGAGAUCAAGGUGAUACAUCUUCAAGCCAAUGAACGUCAAAGAUUGACAGCAAACCACCGACACCAGUGGGGAGGCAUGGAACACAUGCUCCCUCCCAGCUCUCAGAAGAAACCAACCCACUGAGACCUUGAUUUCAGACUUCCAGCCUCCAGAAUUAUGAGAGAAUAAAUUUCUGUUGUUUAAGCCACCCAGUUAGUGGUACUUUGUUAUGGCAGCCCUAGCAAAUGAAUACAUGCCCACAUAGACCUCUGGAGCCCCCUCUAUAUGACUUCCUGCUCCCUGGCAGCCAGCCCCACAAGUUCCAUCUGCUCUAAUAGCAGCUCUACACUCCGAUCUUCGCUUUCUCAGCUCAGCAGGACUGUUGGACUCUUCCUGGUUUCCAGCUUCUUGUACUCACUUUAUGUGUUUUCCUUCUCUGAGGGAUUGCAGCUGUGUACUAUCUAUUGUCCAAAGCCUUAAAACGGUUGUGUCAUUUUGCCUAGCUUUGUAGCUGUUUAUGGUAAAAGGCAACUCCAGUAUUUGUUACUGGCCAGAAGUGAAAUUUCUUUUCUUUUCUUUUAAUAUUUAUUUAUUUAUUUGGUUGCACCAGGUCUUAGUUGCGGCAGGUGGGCUCCUUAGUUGCGGUUCCAGGGCUCCUUUAGUUGCAGCUCACUGGCCCCUUAGUUGCAGCACGUGGGCUUCUUAGUUGCGGCUCGCCAGCUCCUUAGUUGCAGCACAGGGGCUCCUUAGUUGUGGCAUGAGAACUCUUUGCUGCGGCAUGCAUGUGGGAUCUAGUUCCCUGACCGGGGAUCGAACCUGGGCCCCCGUGCGUUGGGAGCAUGGAGUCUUAUCCACUGCACCACCAAGGAAGUCCCCAGAAGUGAAAUUUCUGUUCUAAGUUCUUCAAAUCAACUCAUUUAAUCUUCUCAACAACUCCAUGAGGUAAGUUACUGUCUUCAUGAGUUCCAGAUUAAAAAAACAGAGGCGAAAAAGGAAAAAAAAAGAUUAAAUAACUUGUCCAAGGAUAUAUCUUAUAAAUGGUGGAGCUAGAUUUUGAAUCUAGACGGUUUAGCUGCAGCGUCUAUGCUCUUAAACAUUAACCUAUUAUCUGACAUAAUAGGUGUUCAAUGAAUGCAUUUUCAAUAAGUGAAUAUAUGGCUGUUUCUUCUAACUUUUACCAUUUAGCCUUCUGUUCCACCUGCUUAGGAAAAUUCCAACAAUAAAUCAACCCACUAUCUUCACUUUUCCUGCACCCAGACUUUUAAGCACUCUGGAGAAAACCACCUUCUGGGAAGAAUGAACUCCUACCCAGUUAUCCAGGCCUUUGAAAAUACCUAAUAAUUCUGUAUGUCUCUAGGCUUUGCCCUCCAUUUGCUGUUGUUUCUCACCUCAAAUUUCAAAUAUCUGUACCUCCAUACUUGUUAUUUUCAGAAAGAAAAUCCAAUUUCCAGCCGUGAACUCUUAGUUUCUUGCUCAUUCCUGUCAGUCUGACUUGGAUUGGCACCCAUCCUUGCCUUUCCUCUACUGUCAAAAUAUUUAGCAUUUCUAUUUCUAUCUGAGGCUCAUCCACUUUUAGCUGCUGCCCACCAUCUUUCUUCCCUUUCACAGCCAAGCUUUUGAAGUGUUGCUUAAAUCCUGUCUGCAUUUCUUCGUCUCCCUUUCACCGAGCUCAAUCUGGCUUCUGUACUUAUUACUUCAUUCAUUUAUUGUUAGCUUU